ACCAACCAACCCAUCCAAGUCAAACCAUUCAACUUCUUUCGACUCCAUCACACAGUGACCCACCAAUACCGCAACAAUGGCCUUCACUGCUUCCGACAUUUGCAAAAUCAUCUUUGCCGUCAUCUUCCCUCCUCUGGGUGUCUUCCUCGAGCGCGGCUGUGGUGUCGACCUGCUCAUCAACAUUGCCCUGACCAUCCUGGGUUUCAUCCCCGGUAUCAUCCACGCCCUCUACAUCAUCCUCAAGUACUAGACGGCAUUCAUCAGCACACUCUGCUGCGAUACACCACACCAUGAUUGACGCAUAAUACCACGGGUCGUGAGGACGGCCUCGAAACGACGACGACGACGACGACACAUUGAGAGUAACAACCCCCUCUCUAAUAACCUGCUCUCAAUUCUGUUCUGCCUGUACACGGGGGAAAUCUUCUAUGUUUUGUCAUUUGCAUGAAGGCGUCAUAGGGGCGGGCGCGGGAAGUGGCACUUGGAUUUCUACUUAGUAUACUUCGAUACCCAUAAAUCCGACAACACGUCACCACCGCCAAGCUG
This is a messenger RNA of Emericellopsis atlantica, 546 nucleotides long. RefSeq names its product plasma membrane proteolipid 3. NCBI's taxonomy places the organism in Eukaryota, Fungi, Ascomycota, Sordariomycetes, Hypocreales, Bionectriaceae. The record is from RefSeq and is a predicted model, not a curated record. Gene Ontology annotation, cellular component: membrane. Bases 77 to 250 code for a protein of 57 amino acids. The transcript has 2 exons.